Molecule: messenger RNA, 1870 nt
Organism: Capsaspora owczarzaki ATCC 30864
Lineage: Eukaryota; Filasterea; Ministeriida; Capsasporidae
Product: tyrosine-protein phosphatase non-receptor type 6
Exons: 6
Coding region: 58-1662 (534 amino acids)
Biological process (GO): peptidyl-tyrosine dephosphorylation
Cellular component (GO): nucleus; cytoplasm
Molecular function (GO): non-membrane spanning protein tyrosine phosphatase activity
Source: RefSeq, a predicted model, not a curated record
CUGUCAAAAGCCAAAAAAGGAGUCCACUUUUUUGACAACUUUUUUUUUUUUUUUUCAAUGAACGUCCAUCAGUUCCAGCAACACUUUAAGCAGCUCAAGGCCAAGGACGAGACGAGCGGGCUCGACGGCUUCGACCUCGAGUUCAUUCAACUCCGAGAUCAAGCCAAAGCGCACAAGGACAACAACACAUUCCCAGCGCAGGUCGGCCAACUGCCUCAACAUCGCGCCAAGAAUCGAUACCGUGAUAUUCUGCCAUACGAUGCUACGCGUGUGCGACUGCCUCCAAUCCCGGGCGUGGAAGACUCGGAUUAUAUCAACGGCAACUACAUUACCGGCUAUGAUGGCUCACUCGCGUACAUUGCCACGCAAGGCCCGGUAGACGCGACCGUCGCCGACUUUUGGCGAAUGAUUGUUACGCACAAAGUCCGCGUCAUCAUCAUGCUUGCCAAGAUCUUUGAAGAUGGCAAGAAAAAAUGCGCAGAGUACUGGCCAGAAACAACCAAGACGGAGCAGUACGGAGACGUGCUGGUGUAUAACGAGGCCGACGACGAUGUCAGCGCCGAUUACACAUGUCGCAAGUUCCGCGUGACGACACCCGACCAUCCGGAGCCUCGCAGCGUGUACCAGUAUCACUACACUGCGUGGCCGGAUCAUGGCAUCCCCUCCAGUGCAACCUCGUUGCUUCACAUGAUUGCGGGUGCCCGCAAGGUUAAGGGAUCGCACUCUGGUCCGAUUGCAGUGCAUUGCAGCGCUGGAUGCGGUCGAACAGGCACAGUUAUUACAAUCGACACCAUUUGGGAGAUCUUGCAGCACUACGGACUGGAUAGCGCGACGUUUGAUGUUUUGGGGAUUGUUGCUCACUUGCGUACGCAGCGUUUGGCCAUGGUGCAAACGAAUGACCAGCUCAUGUUCUGCUACCAAUCUGCCGCCACGUUGAUCAAGUCCAUCCAAAGCGGCGAAAUCCUGGUCGCGGCUGUUCCGCGCACCCUAUCGCUCCGCUCGAUUGACGGCCGCUCUGCGCACCUUGCUGCUGAGGCAGCACAGCCUGCAGCCCCGCCGCCGCAGGCCAUCUAUGCAGUCGUAGACAAGUCCAAGACAUCUGCUGCCGUUGCUGCCGCUGCCGCUCCAACUGGCUUUGAAGCGUCUGCUCAACAGCAACAGCAACAGCAACAGCAGCAACCGAAACUGCCUCCUCGCAACGCGCUUUCGACCUCUCCGCCUGCCCAACAGCCAGUUGCGCCACCCACUCAUGUCGCACCGGCGCAACAAUACACUGCACCGCCGCAGCAAUACACUCCUGCCGCCGCUGCUGCUGCUGCUCCUGCCCCAAGCACCAAUAGCACCGCAACAAGCUUUGCUGGCUUUGCUGGCAAGGUGUCUGGAGGGUUGAGCAAGCUGGGCAAUUUUGGCAAGAGCAUCCGUGCCGCCGCCACCUCUGUCUCCUCCUCGAGCUCGGUCGGAGGACCGUCCGGCACACCAUCGCCGCCUGCCCGACCCGGCGCUGAUCAAUUUGCUGGCGAGGACGAGAUGUCGGACGAUGUGCUUGCGCAGAAUGCGUCGACCGUUGCCGACGGUGCCAUCUGCCCUCGCGAGGCCCUGCAAUUCCCCAACCGCGUUCGUACGCCCGUCGGUCCGCGAGAUCUUCCCGAGACGCGAGUCUAGCCGCUUUUUUGUGUGCACCACGGCGGGGGGGGGGGGACAGGUUUCCUGUUGUUGGAGUGUUGAGUUUGUCGUUUGUCAUUUGUUGAUGUUGUUUGUCCCCACCUCUCCCAUUCUUUUUUUUCAUUCUACUUGCUUUCUCUUGAAAUUCUCUGUGUGAUGCCUUUUGAGAUUCUACCAUCAUGGAAUACAGCUGUAUUCUCCACCGCCC